This is a messenger RNA of Trichoderma virens Gv29-8, 306 nucleotides long. RefSeq lists its product as uncharacterized. The coding region runs from base 1 to 306 and encodes 101 amino acids. Lineage: Eukaryota; Fungi; Ascomycota; Sordariomycetes; Hypocreales; Hypocreaceae. The transcript has a single exon. The record is from RefSeq and is a predicted model, not a curated record.
AUGGCAUGUCUAUUUGAGAGAAUCCAACAACCGGGAAACUAUAGCCUAAUUGACCCCAAGGACUUCGAAGGGGGCCCCAACGACUUCUCAGUUCGUAAUCGCACAUUUACGCAUUUAUGGAAUUUGUUAGCGGGCAUAGUUGAGACGCUCCGCCCCAUGGCCUUGCCCCUCCAUCGCAGAGACUCCCAAUUCGAGAUGAAGCUUGGUCUUUGUCCGAAACAGACCGGAGUGCUUGAUAUCGACCACAGCUUUGUUCUUCUCUGUGUUCCGUUCCCGCCGCUGGGCGACGAAGCUGCACCAGACUGA